AUGGUAGACCGGGACACAGCAACCCUCGAAGCCCUCCAAGGCUCCCCAGCACCCCCCAAAACCUCAGAAGAAACAGGCCCAUUAGACCCAUUUCUCGCCGACUUACCAGACCUCGCCGAACGGCUCGCAAAAUAUACGAUCAGCGGCGACACACCCACGCAAACUUCCCAACUCCAACAUCGUCUCGACAUCCUCGCAGCCUGCUACCCGGAUGAAAAUGGCUCCCCAUCCCUCCACCACGCCCGCGAAGCUCUCAAAGACCGCUCAAUUCUCGAAAUCGGCUGCGGGCAAGGCGACAUGACGGUCGCUCUCGCACAUUUCGUGUCCACGGGUUCGAGCAAUACUGGAAAGGUUUUUGCGAUUGAUCCCGCGAGCUUGGAUUAUGGAUCUCCGUUCACGUUAGGUCAAGCGCAGGCUUUCAUCAACAAAAGCAAUAUUGGACCUUGGGUGAAAUUCGUGAAGCAGGAUGCGCAGGAGUAUAUUCAAGGGAUGAAAGCUGCGACGAGGGGGAGGCCGGAUGUUGUGGUUUUGGCGCAUUCGAUUUUCUAUUUGGAGAGUGAGGGGUAUUUGAGGGAGUUGUUGGGGGCUUUGUUUGGGAUGGCGAGUGGGAGGAAGAGCUCGAGGCCGAUUCAGUUGGUUUUGGCGGAGUGGGGGAUGAGAGAGGGGAGUGGUGAGGCGAAGGCGCAUGUUUUGGCGGCGGAGAUUCAGGCGGGGAAAUCGAUUGAGAAGGGGAAUGUGCAGAUUGCUAUGAGACCUGAGCGGAUGUUGGUGUUGGCGGAGGAGGUGGGGUGGAAGUUGAUGAGGGAGAAAUGGAUUGAAGGGCCGGAGUUGGAGGAUGGGAAGUGGGAGGUUGGGAUCGUGAAGAGGCAUUAUGCUGAUGACGAUUUGGAGGGGGAGUUCAAGGCGAAGUUGGAGGAGAUGAAAGGUUUGGCUGAGAGUGGCGAGGUGAAGAGUAUGGAUGUCUGGACUGCGAUGUUUGAGCCGUGA
Messenger RNA from Pseudocercospora fijiensis CIRAD86, 987 nucleotides. RefSeq lists its product as uncharacterized. Bases 1 to 987 code for a protein of 328 amino acids. The transcript has a single exon. NCBI's taxonomy places the organism in Eukaryota, Fungi, Ascomycota, Dothideomycetes, Mycosphaerellales, Mycosphaerellaceae. The record is from RefSeq and is a predicted model, not a curated record.